This is a messenger RNA of Musa acuminata subsp. malaccensis (wild Malaysian banana), 1657 nucleotides long. The record is from RefSeq and is a predicted model, not a curated record. Lineage: Eukaryota; Viridiplantae; Streptophyta; Magnoliopsida; Zingiberales; Musaceae.
GUGAGGGUUUCUAUGUUGUUCUAGAAGCGGACAGGUCAUCGUCCGCAGUUGCUCCCCCAGGAAUAAGGACCGGGAAACCCUCUCUCUCUCUGCCCUCGGGUCGCCUUUGGUACCUCCCGAUCCCACCUUCACCGAAGGCAUUAGCGAGAUAUACGCAAUGGUGGGUUCUUCUUCGUCUUCCGAGCAUGGUUUCCCCGAAAGGAUGGCCGUCGGACCCAUUAAUGAUCGCGCCUACGAUGUCUCUACACCCCAUGAUUCGUCUCGCUCACUACCGUCGACUUCUUCCUCGGCGUUGCCGACUUCGGACCCUCGUCCACGUCCCGCCACCGACUACAAGAUGGGCUUCCGGGAGCGGGCUCUCUCCGCCGCUGGUGCCGCCGUCAUCUCUGCCGUCCUCGUCAAUCCCCUCGACGUUGCCAAGACAAGGUUGCAAGCUCAGGCGGCUGGAGUUCCAUAUCAUCACUUCGGUAGACAGAUGGCAUCGCUAGGACCAAACAUGAUGUUUUUGGAUUUCAGAUGUUCACCCUCAUGUGCUCGUGCUGGAAUAAUUCGUGCUGAAUUAGUUUGCCCUCCUGAUUGUUUUGAGUACAAGGGAACGCUAGAUGUCUUUCACAAAGUUGUGAGACAGGAAGGCUUUGCAAGACUCUGGAGAGGCACAAAUGCAGGUUUAGCAUUGGCUGUACCAACUGUGGGAAUUUACCUACCAUGCUAUGACAUAUUCCGCAAUUGGAUUGAGGAGUUCACAUCCACCAAUGCUCCAAAUCUGACGCCUUAUGCCCCUCUAGUUGCUGGUUCAGCUGCACGGUCAUUAGCAUGCAUAGCAUGUUCUCCGAUUGAGCUGGCAAGAACACGUAUGCAGGCGUAUAAAGAAUUUAUCAAAGGAGCUAAGCCCCCAGGAAUGUGGAAAACAUUAGUUGGUGUUCUGACAUCUGGCAGUACUACAAGUAACCAGAGCUUGCAAGGCUAUCGUGUUUUAUGGACAGGUUUGGGAGCACAACUUGCUCGUGAUGUUCCCUUUUCUGCUAUAUGCUGGUCAACUCUGGAGCCGAUCCGGAGGAGAUUACUUUCAAUUAUUGACGAGGAUGGCAAUUCUGCUAGUGUGUUAGGGGCAAAUUUCGCAGCUGGUUUUGUAGCAGGCAGCCUUGCUGCUGCUGCAACAUGUCCACUUGAUGUCGCAAAAACACGAAGACAAAUAGAGAAGGAUCCAGCAAGGGCAUUAAACAUGACUACAAGGCAGACUCUGAUGGAGAUUUGGAGGAGCGGGGGCGUAAAGGGUCUCUUCACAGGUGUAGGUCCACGAGUUGGACGAGCAGGGCCUUCCGUCGGCAUUGUUGUUUCCUUCUAUGAGGUCGUCAAGUAUGCUUUACAUCGACAGCACCAUGCAGAUUCAUGAAGAUGCUGCUGCGUCGUUAGAUAGACAUUAACAGAUGCUCUGCUGUUCUCGUUAGAUAGAGACAUUAACAACUGACGAAGGUAUGAUCUGGUCAGUCUGCCGGUCUAUUCAUAGCAUCCCCAAGGGUGUUCUGGAUGGAAAGAGGUAUUUUGGAGAUUACAAACUAGGGUCUAGCCUUUUAAUUUCAGCGACGAAACAAACUUAUUAGACUUGAAAAUUUUGGUUACCAAUAAUAUUAUACAUGCUGAUUUUUGGUUGCUUAUC